This is a messenger RNA of Aspergillus welwitschiae, 1305 nucleotides long. Its product is annotated as cytochrome P450. The record is from RefSeq and is a predicted model, not a curated record. NCBI's taxonomy places the organism in Eukaryota, Fungi, Ascomycota, Eurotiomycetes, Eurotiales, Aspergillaceae. Gene Ontology annotation, molecular function: iron ion binding; oxidoreductase activity, acting on paired donors, with incorporation or reduction of molecular oxygen; heme binding. The coding region runs from base 1 to 1305 and encodes 434 amino acids. The transcript is spliced from 12 exons.
AUGGCAAACCCAGAGGAUCCUCAUACAAGCGUAUCGCCGGCUCUGCUUGGUACAGUCUCUUUUCCUCUCUCCAUCCUCUCUCAAAUCCCAGUGGGAGCUGGCGUUAUUAUUGCCAGUAUCCUAGGAUAUAUCAUAUACCAAGUCUACUUUCAUCCGCUGGCCAGGUGUCCCGGUCCGUGGCUGGAAAAUUCCCCUGAGGUCGAAGCAGCAUAUCACGCCGCCAAGGGAGAUUUGCAUCUACAUAUAAUUUGGUGUCAGAAUCAUGUAAGCCAAAUUGUUCGGUACACGCCGGAUCUGGUCAUCUUCAACCCGGAAAGUGGAUUGCAAAAAAAAAAAAAAUUGCGACAGGAGGUCCACUAUGGAGCAAUCCAAGUGGGAACGAAGAACCUCCUAACCGUGACGAGUCCAAAAGAACAUGCCAAACGGACUAAAAUCAUCGGACCUGGUUUCUCAAGUACCACUAUGUGGGAAUGCGAACCGAAUCAUCUGUCGCAUGUUCCCAAGUUCCGCGAUUCCCUCUAUCUCGCGCAAUUCUACUUUGCCUUCGACGUGAUCAUCGAUCUUGUAUUCGGCAAGGCCCGUAAUCUGCUUGGCAGCCAGCAUUUCCAAUGUACGGUGUUUCUCGGUCGGCUGGGCGAGAAGUUGUUCAAGGAUGUUCGAGGGAUGAAGCGAUAUCAUCGGCUGGUCAAUGGCAUGAUGGCAGACGCGGCGAGUAUGUCCGGACACGUCUUCAGCCCGGGGUUGACUGAUGCGGAUGUAUAUUCUGAAUCGGCAAUGCUGGCUGUUGGUUCGUAUUUCACUCCCAAACUGGCGCACAACGUAUGGAGCGUGUUACCCACACCGGAUGACAUCCGCAGCAGCCAAUUGAUGCAGCAAUGCACAUACUUCCAAGCCUGCAUCAAGGAGACCCUACGCAACUCGCCGGCCGUGGCAAGAUGCCCGUACCGUCCGGUCGAGAAAGGCGACACAAUCAUAAGAUGGCUGUCCAACGAAGCAGAGUUAAGGACAGAAAAACUCGGCGUUAUCUCGGCGGCGUCCACGACAUUCUCGCAAGGCACGCACGCGUACAUUGGGCGACAUCUAGCGCAGCUAGAGCUCCAGCUGGCGCUGGUGAGCAUCAUACCUGCGGGAGCGGGCAUUGGGCCAACAAAUUCGCAGGAAUCUCAACUCUACGAGCACAUCAUCAGCCAGAAACGAGGGCCGAUCCUUCAUUUCGGCUGCGCGGGCAGACAGAGCAAAGGACAAACCAAGUCGGCUAUUCCGCCGGAUACAAGGAGCAAUAUAGGCCGCCAGAUCAGUAGGUGA